Leptomonas pyrrhocoris is the source of this 742-nucleotide messenger RNA. RefSeq lists its product as hypothetical. Bases 89 to 742 code for a protein of 217 amino acids. NCBI's taxonomy places the organism in Eukaryota, Euglenozoa, Kinetoplastea, Trypanosomatida, Trypanosomatidae. The transcript has a single exon. The record is from RefSeq and is a predicted model, not a curated record.
AGUUGGGUUUGUUGGGUUUUUAGAACGAGCAAAACGGAGGUUGAUCGUUGCGCUACAGCGAUUCAUUUUUGUUGCUUCAGUGAAAGUGAUGGUCAAACGCGACCUUCAAAAGGAGAAGCAGCUGGAGCUGGCCGCUAUCUGGGGUAGCGAGGUGCAGGGCGAUGCACGCUUCCCAAAGCGACGAGGCGCGGCGGCGAAAAAGGACAUCAGCACGGUAGAGGACAACAACGACGUGGAUCCCGAUGUGAUGUCCGACAACGGCAGUGAUGCGGGCAGUGCCGGUAGCGAAAUCAUCGGCUCCGCCAAGAAGGAGACGCGCAAAAAGGCGAAGAAGAAAAAUUCUACGGAAUACCGACUUCAUUGCUUUCUCGAGCCGGGUACGGAGGUGAACGCCGUUCGGACAGUUUUCGAGGCGUACGAGCCCAAAGUGGUCCUCCGGACUUCACAGAAAGGUAGUCUACUGAACAAAGCGCAAUUUGCCGUGCUCACGUUUCGCAACAAAGCGAUGGCGCUGCACGCCGUCAAGGUGCUGGACGGCACAAACCAGCGCGAUUCGCUCGGUGUGUCUCAAUUGAAGCUUAAUCUGAUGCUGACGCGUCAGCAAAGCAAAAUCGCUCGCAAGAAGUUCAACCGCAAGAUUCUCAAAGAUAAGCAAAAGAACAUGAUACAGGAGGAGCAGCAGGACUUGGAAUUUAUCCGCAGCUUUAUAAAGCAGCAGACGGCUCCCAAGAAAUCCAAGUAA